Zingiber officinale is the source of this 2412-nucleotide messenger RNA. Its product is annotated as cell cycle checkpoint protein RAD17-like. Gene Ontology annotation, molecular function: chromatin binding. The transcript has 12 exons. The coding region runs from base 98 to 1975 and encodes 625 amino acids. The record is from RefSeq and is a predicted model, not a curated record. Lineage: Eukaryota; Viridiplantae; Streptophyta; Magnoliopsida; Zingiberales; Zingiberaceae. Gene Ontology annotation, biological process: DNA damage checkpoint signaling; mitotic DNA replication checkpoint signaling; DNA repair.
UCUUUAUUUUACUUUACUUAACUUGAAGGGGGAAAAGGUAAAAAAAAAAAGGGUCCGCGGCGAUCACUCGCAAGCAUGGGCGCCGCUUAGGUUCUCGAUGCGGAAGCGGACCCCCGUCGUGGUGGUUUCCUCGGAGGAGGAGAACGAAGGCGAAUUUCGAGGUCGCGCCACAUCUCCCGGCCGCGGUUCUUCCGGACCGAAGUCAAGGUCGGUGUCUACUGCGAGGAAGAGGCCCCGAGGACAGGGCUCAAGGAAGGGUAAGGGUGCCGCAUCAGCACUUCGGGAGGCGUAUCCGGUUGCAUUUGAUAGUCUUUCUGAAGAGUUUUCUGAGCAUCUUCACAAUUUCAGUAUUACACCAGGGGUUACACAUACAGAGAAGAAAGAACUUUGGAAUGAGAAGCACAAGCCACAUUCCUUGGCAGAGCUUGCUGUCCAUAAAAAAAAGGUUGAAGAAGUCAAAAGAUGGUUGGAAGAGAGGAUGAUGAGAAGAAAGGAAGGAAGAAACAACUGUCUUCUUAUCACUGGUCAAUCUGGAGUUGGAAAAUCUACAGCUAUUCAUGUAAUUGCAUCACUACUUGGAGCUGAGUUGUGUGAAUGGAUGACUCCCACACCUACACUUUGGGGAGAAAAUAUCCAUAAUUCUAAUUCAGGACUACAGUAUGUCUCAAAGUUGGAUGAAUUUGAAAGUUUUGUCGAAAGGAUAAGAAAAUAUUCAUUGCUUCAUCCAGCCUGUUUUGAAGAAAUAAGAAAGCCCCUUAUUCUCUUAAUUGAUGACAUCCCAGUAACAAAUGGAAGAGUUGCUUUUUCCAGAUUAAGGAAGUGUUUAGAAACCCUUACACAUUCAGCACUGGUCCCUACAGUCAUUUUAAUCACUCAGUAUCACAAAAUUGACUCUUGUGACAGUGCUGCAGGGAAUUGGGAGGAACUUGAAUCAUUUAUUGAGCAAGCUGGGGCUUUUAAGGUGGUAUUCAAUCCUAUAACUGAAAAUUCCAUAAAGAAAAGGCUUACUAGAAUUUGCCAAGAAGAGAAGUGUAAUGUUCCUGCAGAAUUGCUACAUCAGAUUGCCAGAUUUAGUGGAGGUGACAUCAGACAUGCCAUAAUAUCUUUACAGUAUUCUUGUCUAAAAAAAGUGGAAUCUUUGCCCAUUCAGGCAUCAACUUUUAAUGGCAGUUCCUGCAAAUUAAAUUCCACUAAUCCUGUUUUAUUGUCAAUUUCACAUUCUGGAUAUGGACAAAUUAAUUCUCAAAUAUCACUGCCAUGGGGGAGAGAUGAAAAAAUUUCUCUGUUUCAUGCAUUGGGGAAAUUCCUUCACAACAAGAGAGAAGAAACAGAUGCUCUUACACUUGCAUCAGAACCAUUUGUUCUGAAAGAGAGAUAUUCAAGGAAGCCAAUGAAAAUGGAUGCUCCUGAGAAAGUUGUUUCACAGGCACAUGGAGAAGCACAGACCGUUUCUGAUUUUCUACAUGAAAAUGUGCUUGAUUUUUUAAGUGAUGAGGCAAUUGAAAAUGCAUCGCUCAUCGCCUCUUAUUUAAGUGAUGCUGACAACAUUCUUGCAAGUAUGACACACCGAAGAUUUCAUCGAAUAACUGAUACAUACGAACCGGACAGUAUUAGACAACAGAUUGUUGCCUCAGUUGCUGUACGUGGUGUAUUAUUCGGAAACUCUUGUCCUUCACCUUCAAGGUGGCAUGCCAUCCGUGCCCCAAAACUUUGGCAGCUUGAACCAUCGUUAGGGCACAAUAAGGUUCGGAUGUUGCUUGAAAGAUUUGAAGCCUACAGUUCGUUUAGUUGUUGCAGCAGUGCUUCCAUAGCCACUGAAUUCAGACCAACAAGUAAAUGGCUCUGUUCAAAGACAUCUUUAUGCGUCAAUAUGCAUGACGAUCUUUCUGAAAUUGAAGAUUACAGUGGUGGUUCAGAUAAAUCAGAGGUUAACAAAGUAGAGGAAAGCGAAGAGGAUGACAUAGAAGAAUGUUAGCUAAUUCUGGAGGCUUUGGAUUGGAAGUCUCAUGGCUUAAAUGAUUGGGUUUUCUUAUACUGAAGCCCUCUGCAAUGCCUUAUAACUCAUGGCAUAUCCGAUUUUGUCAACUGUAAGAACUUCUCGUGGAUUACUCUUUUGCUGCCAUAAUUCCGUCUUUGCAUGCCAUGCGCAGUGAAACUGGAGGAAUUCUUGGAGGAAACAGUAGAUUCUUUCGAAAUAUUAGAGCAAAGUACACGCUAAGUGAAACCCUUAGCAGAAUGACAGAAAGUGUGCCAAUUUCAACUCUGUUCUUCUCUGUCUGUUUUCUGUCAGUUGAUAUAGGAAGAUUUAACUGAAGACUAGUCUGUAGUCCAUUUUUUGGGGGUAUCGUUUUGCUACUCUUGAUAUGAUAACUUCUUGUCUGCUAUUUUGGAUUAAUUAACCACCAUUCAAAA